AUGUCGCCCGUCACCUUCACCAGCGCCUUUCCCGAACCCGACGCCCGCCUCCUCGCCGUCGCCGAGAGCCUCAAGCCUGAGCUCACGCGCACCCGUCUUCCGCUCCGCAACGUCGUCGAGGUCGAGCGAGACGAGUCGAGCCUCCUCGGGUGGAAGGCCGUUCCCGCCGCCAUCCCUGUCGUCGAGGACCUGCCACUGCUCGACUCGGGCAAGAGCUGCGUCCUCGACCUCGGCGAGCACGUCGCGGGCUACCUUCAGUUCGAUGUCGCGGGCCUCCCGUUCGAGAAGGAGCCGGCCGACGCGCCCGCUCGCAUCAAGUUGACGUUCGGCGAGGUCCUCAACGAUAUCGCUGAGCCGUUCGAGCCGUACAAUGGCUUUCUCGCCAAGUCGUGGCUCCCCGAGGAGACGGUCGUCCUCCAGCGGCCGCACUACAAGCCCGUCACGAUGCGCAUCACGAACCGCUACGCGUUCCGCUUCGUCAAGAUCGAGGUCAUCGCCACGUCCAUCCGCUACGGCUUGCAGUUCUCAAACGUGAUCGCGACCGCCGUAUCGUCUGCGCCGCGCCAGAACCCGCCCGAGCUCACCUUUUCCGGCCCCGAGGCGACGUCGCUCAAGCUCUCGAGCGAGGACAAGGCCAUGCUGCUCAAGAUCGACGCCGCCGCUCAUACGACCUUGCGCAACUGCAUGCAGACGACGUACGAGGACGGGCCUCGGCGCGACCAGCGCCUGUGGAUCGGCGACUUGCGCCUGCAGGCCCUCGCGUCGUAUGCGACGUUCGGCGACCGCGACCUCGUCAAGCGGUGCCUGUACCUGUUCGCCGCCAUGCCGUUCAACGACGAGGGCCUGCUCUGUGCGUGCGCGUACGAGGAGCCUGAACCUCACACGGGCGGCAACAGCAUCGUCGACUACGCGCUCCUGUACACCAACUGCCUGCUCGACUACGUCAACUUUACGGGCGACAAGGCGACCGGCGACGAGCUGUUCGACAUCGCCCGCAAGCAGUUCGACCUCGCCGCUCGCCGCAUCGGCGACGACAUGCUUUACGUCGUCCCGGUGCCCAAGAGCCUGCUCGGUGGCGAGGAGUGGCACUUUGUCGACUGGCAAGAGUCGCUCGAGAAGUCGACCGCGAUCCAGUGCAUCUUCAUCUUCUGCCUGCGCGCCCUCGUCGACCUCGCCAAGGUGCUCGGCAAGCCCGAGCCGACCGUCAUCGUCGCCGGCAAGCCCGUCCCGGCUGCAAAGCUCGCCGACCAGCUCCGCCGCGCCAUCCGCUCGGCCGCGUUCGACGGUGUUAAGUUCCUGUCGGGCCCGGACAAGCAGCUGUCGUGGGCGAGCAACGCGUGGGCGGUCCUCGCGGGCGUCACCGACUCGCAGGAUGAGGCGCAGAAGGCGCUCCUCGCGGCGUACGAGACCGAGGGCGCGGUCGGGGGCAACACGCCCUACCUCCACCACUACCUGUGCGAGGCGUUCAUCAAGGCGGGUUUGCGCGAGAAGGCCGUCGAGCACAUCCUCCAUUACUGGGGCUCGAUGAUCAAGGCCGGCGGCUCGUCCUUCUUCGAGUGCUGGGUGCCGUCGCAGCCGCGCUUCUCGCCCUACGGCGCGUUUGCGAGUCAGUCGUUCUGCCACGCGUGGAGCUGCACGCCGAGCUUGCUCCUGCGCUCGAUGGGCUUGGCGUAGUAGAUAGCGAGGGAGAUGAAACAAGUAGUUAUCCGUGCGC
Molecule: messenger RNA, 1714 nt
Organism: Rhodotorula graminis WP1
Lineage: Eukaryota; Fungi; Basidiomycota; Microbotryomycetes; Sporidiobolales; Sporidiobolaceae
Product: glycoside hydrolase family 78 protein
Exons: 9
Coding region: 1-1674 (557 amino acids)
Biological process (GO): carbohydrate metabolic process
Source: RefSeq, a predicted model, not a curated record